AUGAAGGGGCCCUCAACCUUCUGCAGUCUCCUGCUCCUGUCAUUGCUCCUGAGCCCAGACCCUACAGCAGCAUUCCUACUGCCACCCAGCACUGCCUGCUGUACUCAGCUCUACCGAAAGCCACUCUCAGACAAGCUACUGAGGAAGGUCAUCCGGGUGGAACUGCAGGAGGCUGAUGGGGACUGUCAUCUCCAGGCUUUCGUGCUUCACCUGGCUCAACGCAGCAUCUGCAUCCACCCCCAGAACCCCAGCCUGUCACAGUGGUUUGAGCACCAAGAGAGAAAGCUCCACGGGACUCUGCCCAACCUGAAUUUUAGGAUGCUAAGGAAAAUGGGCUGA
Macaca mulatta (Rhesus monkey) is the source of this 339-nucleotide messenger RNA. RefSeq names its product C-C motif chemokine ligand 27 (gene CCL27). Gene Ontology annotation, biological process: immune response. The record is from RefSeq and is marked provisional. Gene Ontology annotation, molecular function: chemokine activity. NCBI's taxonomy places the organism in Eukaryota, Metazoa, Chordata, Mammalia, Primates, Cercopithecidae. Gene Ontology annotation, cellular component: extracellular region.